UCCUCAGUUGAACUGUCUUUCUCUCUCCAUCUCUAUCUCGAGAUAUCUUUCAAUUUCGUACAGCAGAGGAUUGGAUCAGAUCCUUUCUUCCUUCCUCUACCUCUCUCUCUCUGUUGGUUUCUGAUCUCUUGCUUCGAGUUUUUAUCUCUUGCUACCUAUCCGAAACUUUUCUGCUAUGAAAAGGAAUAUUCCGUGACUAUAUCCUCAAGAUCGCUUUGGGAAGUCAGGUUGCUUGGUGAAGUUAGAUUCUCUAUAAAGGUGCUCGGUCAGGAAUUCUUUCUGUAAAUUCAGUUCACUUUGGGGAGAUCAGGAAAAUGGCUCAGAUUUUGCUUCAUGGGUCGCUUCACGUCACGAUCUACGAGGUGGAUAAGCUAUCUUCCCGACAUGGUGGUUUUUUCCAUCAGAUUGUUGAAAACAUUGGCAUUGGCAAAGGGACUCCCCAACUAUAUGCAACAGUUGAUCUAGAAAAAGCUAGAGUUGGCCGGACCAGAAUGCUGAAAGAAAAUGCCAAUCCUCAGUGGAAUGAGUCCUUUCAUAUUUACUGUGCACAUAUGGCUUCUAAUGUAAUCUUCACUGUAAAAGAUGAUAAUCCUAUUGGUGCAACCUUAAUUGGAAGAGCUUAUAUACCUGUUGAAGAAAUCCUAAAUGGGGAGGAAGUAGAUAGAUGGGUUGAAAUCUUAGAUGAAGACCGCAAUCCUAUACAUGGGCAUUCUAAGAUUCAUGUGAGGCUACAAUUUUUUGAUGUUACUCAUGACCGUAAUUGGUCUAUGGGAAUCAAGAGUUCCAGAUUCCCUGGGGUCCCUUACACGUUCUUCACACAGAGACAAGGAUGCAAAGUUACACUCUACCAAGAUGCCCAUGUCCCAGACGGAUUUAUCCCAAAAAUCCCUCUUUCUGGAGACAAGUUUUAUGAGCCGCAUAGAUGCUGGGAGGAUAUCUUUGAUGCUAUCACUAAUGCGAAGCACUUGAUUUACAUAACUGGGUGGUCAGUGUAUACUGAGAUCAGUUUGAUAAGGGACACAAGGAGACCCAAGCCUGGGGGAGACAUUACCCUUGGAGAGCUGCUCAAGAGGAAAGCCAGUGAAGGUGUCAGAGUUCUAAUGCUUGUUUGGGAUGACAGAACCUCUGUGGGUUUACUGAAGAAGGAUGGCUUGAUGGCUACUCAUGAUGAAGAAACUGCCAAUUACUUCCACAACACUGAUGUCCACUGUGUCUUGUGCCCUCGUAAUCCUGAUGAUGGAGGGAGCAUUGUUCAGGACUUACAGAUCUCUACCAUGUUCACCCAUCAUCAGAAGAUUGUUGUGGUGGAUGGUGAGAUGCCCACUGGUGCAUCAGAGCAGAGGAGGAUUGUGAGUUUUGUUGGAGGUAUUGAUCUCUGUGAUGGGAGGUAUGACACAGCAUUCCAUUCCCUUUUUAGGACCUUGGACACAGCCCACCAUGAUGAUUUCCAUCAACCCAACUUUACCGGUGCUUCAAUCGGUAAGGGUGGCCCAAGGGAGCCAUGGCAUGAUAUACAUUGCAGGCUAGAAGGGCCUGUUGCUUGGGAUGUAUUGUACAAUUUUGAGCAAAGGUGGAGGAAACAAGGAGGAAAGGAUGUGCUUGUUCAGCUAAGAGAACUUGAUGACAUUUUUAUUCCCCCGUCCCCAGUAAUGUUCCCAGACGACCGUGAAAUAUGGAAUGUCCAGUUAUUUAGAUCAAUUGAUGGCGGUGCAGCAUUUGGCUUUCCUGACAAUCCUGAGGAAGCUGCCAGAGCAGGGCUUGUCAGUGGGAAGGACAACAUCAUUGACCGCAGCAUUCAGGAUGCUUAUAUAAAUGCAAUUCGACGGGCAAAGAAUUUCAUUUACAUUGAAAACCAGUAUUUCCUUGGAAGCUCUUUCUGCUGGAAACCGGAGGACAUCAAGGUUGAGGAUAUUGGUGCCUUGCAUCUUGUCCCAAAGGAACUCUCACUGAAGAUUGUUAGCAAAAUUGAAGCAGGGGAAAGGUUUACCGUUUAUAUUGUGGUCCCAAUGUGGCCAGAGGGGAUCCCAGAGAGUGCUUCAGUUCAGGCAAUAUUGGAUUGGCAGAGGAGGACAAUGGAGAUGAUGUAUGCUGAUGUCAUUCAAKCCCUACAUGCUAAGGGGAUUGAAGCAGACCCCAGAGAUUAUUUGACAUUUUUCUGCCUUGGGAAUCGGGAAGUGAAGAAGAGUGGAGAGUAUCAACCUUCUGAGGAGCCAGAAGCUGAUACAGAUUAUAGCAGAGCUCAGCAGGCCCGGCGUUUCAUGAUAUACGUCCAUACCAAGAUGAUGAUUGUUGAUGAUGAAUACAUUAUCAUUGGAUCUGCCAACAUCAACCAGAGGUCAAUGGACGGUGCCAGAGAUUCUGAGAUUGCCAUGGGAGCUUUCCAACCAUAUCAUCUAGCAACGAGGCAACCAGCCAGGGGUCAGAUCCAUGGCUUCCGAAUGGCAUUGUGGUAUGAGCAUAUUGGCAUGCUUGACAAUUCCUUCCUGCAGCCUGAGAGUGUGGAAUGUGUCCAUAAGGUGAACCGGAUGGCUGACAAGUACUGGGAGCUGUACUCAAGUGACAUACUGGAACAAGAUUUGCCUGGCCAUCUGCUCAGGUACCCCAUUGCAGUCACCGAAAACGGAGAGAUCACCGAGCUUCCAGGGACUGAGCACUUCCCUGACACAAAGGCCCGUGUCCUUGGCACCAAAUCUGACUACCUUCCCCCAAUCCUCACUACAUAACAAGAUAAGCUACAGUUCUCUACUUAGGGUGAUACACUCUUCUGUUCUUAUUACAUCUUUACCAGCAGCAGUUUGUACUUGUAGAGUUAAUAAAUUAUAUGUUUUUGUAAUUUGCAGAAUAAGAGUUUGUAGUAUUGUCAACAGAAGCAACCCCCAAUCCUCAGGUCAACGGAUGUUUGCUUGUUUUUAGUGAUUGUGUUACUGACAGCUUGUUGUUUGCUAGCUUCAUAAAUCAUAAGCAGUUGAUUUAGCUGGUUUUAAAUAAGUGGUAUUGGCUUUCUUUAA
This is a messenger RNA of Nelumbo nucifera (sacred lotus), 3008 nucleotides long. Its product is annotated as phospholipase D alpha 1-like. Lineage: Eukaryota; Viridiplantae; Streptophyta; Magnoliopsida; Proteales; Nelumbonaceae. Gene Ontology annotation, cellular component: plasma membrane. Gene Ontology annotation, biological process: phospholipid catabolic process; phosphatidylcholine metabolic process. Gene Ontology annotation, molecular function: D-type glycerophospholipase activity; calcium ion binding. The record is from RefSeq and is a predicted model, not a curated record.